GCUCUGGCUAAUCUCUUCGAUUCCACCUGUUUUCACUCCUCUUCGUCGACCCCACAAAUUACUAAUGGCGCGGUCAUCUUCUCCUCUCGUCAACAAGGCUUCGCCCAUCGAGCAGCGCCGCCUGCUCCGCGCUCGACGUUCAUCAAAGCGUGUCACCGCUUUGAGCCCGGAGGCGCUCCUUGAUGCCACCCUCCCUGGCGCCGAGCAACCUGUGCCGGUGGUGCAGCAGGAUGCCGCCACGGCUCUGAAGCGAGAUGCUACUCUCUCAGAUGAGACUCUGGCGGUUCACGCCGGGGAGAAGAUGGGGAAGAACGGCGCCAUGGACACUGACUCGAUCGCGACACCUAUUGUGAGCGGCACGACGCACUGGUUCAAGAGCUCGGGCGACCUCAUCGCGUUCAAGGAAGGCCGGCGCCACAGCAUCGAGUACGGCCGCUACGGCAACCCCACUGUGAAGGUCCUAGAGGACAAGAUCAGUGCACUGGAGAGGGCCGAGUCGACGCUUGUCACGUCCUCGGGAAUGAACGCCAUCGUUGCCACGCUGCUUGCGCUCGUACUGCCCGGUGCCGGCCACGUGGUGACCACGACUGAGUGCUACAGCGAGGCACGCGCCUUCAUCCGCGACAAGCUCUCCAAGAUGGGCAUCAAGGUGACAUUCAUCGAGCUGAACGACAUGGACACGCUCAAGGCCGUUCUUGACCAUGGCGACGUGACACUCUUCUACACUGACUGUCCGACGAACCCCCACCUCAAGUGCAUCGACAUUAAGCUCGUCGCGGAGCUGUGUCACCGCAAAGGGGCUCUAGUGUGCAUCGACAGCACCCUCGCCUCGCCCAUCAAUCAGAAGCCGCUCACCCUCGGGGCCGACAUCGUCGUGCACUCUGCCACAAAGUACAUUGCCGGCCAUCACGACGUCAUUGCAGGAUGCAUCAGUGGCUCGGAUGCGCUCAUCUCUAGGAUCCGUGCGUGGCAUCACGACCUCGGCGGCGCCAUUAGUCCG
Molecule: messenger RNA, 1000 nt
Organism: Triticum aestivum (bread wheat)
Lineage: Eukaryota; Viridiplantae; Streptophyta; Magnoliopsida; Poales; Poaceae
Product: cystathionine gamma-synthase 1, chloroplastic
Exons: 3
Biological process (GO): transsulfuration
Cellular component (GO): chloroplast
Molecular function (GO): cystathionine gamma-synthase activity; pyridoxal phosphate binding
Source: RefSeq, a predicted model, not a curated record